AUGGCGGCUAAGUACGGCCUAAUGCUACAUCAGAUGGACGUCAAGACAGCGUUUCUUAACGGCUCCCUCAACGAAGACAUCUACAUGGACCAGCCGGACGGAUACCUGGAUGCAACACAGCCGGACUAUGUGUGCAAGCUAAAGAGAUCACUCUACGGCUUGAAGCAAUCGCCUCGCAUGUGGAACCAAACAAUCGAUGGGUUCAUGAUCAAGAUGGGAUUCAAGAAGUGCGAAUCGGACCACUGCAUCUACAUCAAGCGAGACGACCAAGACAUGAUUCUCGUGGUGCUCUACGUCGAUGAUCUCAUCCUGGCCAGCAGCAACAACGAACUCCUCAAGUCGACCAAGAUGGCGCUGAGCAAACGCUUCGAAAUGACGGAUCUCGGUGAGCUCGAUUACUUUCUCGGCAUGGAGAUCAAGAACGACCGUAAGACGGGAAUGGUGACUGUACAACAAACCAAGUUUCUCAAGUCCGUGUUAACCAAGUUCGGAAUGGAUAACAGCAAGCCAGUGAAGACGCCUCAAGAUCCCGGCCUGAAGCUAACCAAGAACAUGUGUGAACAAGAAUGCAAGCACGAAGACACCAUGUGCAACGUGCCAUAUCGAAGUGCUGUCGGAGGCAUCAUGUAUCUCAUGGUCGCCACACGUCCGGAUCUAGCUGCUGCAGUGGGAUCAUUAUCCCAGUUCUCGUCCGACCCAUGCCCGACUCACUGGCAAGCUUUGAAGCGUGUGCUGAGAUACCUGCAAGCAACGCCCAAUCAUGGUCUUGAGUUUACACGUGAAGAAGGAAGCCGUAUCUGCGGGUACACCGACGCAGACUGGGCCGGCGACAUUGAGUCAAGACGAAGUACAAGCGGCUAUGUGUUCAUGAUGAGCGGAGGAUGCAUCAGCUGGAAAAGCCAGAAACAACGGACGGUCGCGCUAUCUUCAACAGAAGCAGAAUACAUGGCGCUUUCCGAAGCAACCAAAGAAGCAGUAUGGCUCAAGGUGCUUUUGGGGGAACUUGGUGAGAUGACAAGCGACGAAGCGAUCAAGAUGUAUGAAGACAACCAAGGAUCAAUCGCUCUCGCCAAGAACCCGGAGUUCCAUAAGAGAACAAAACACAUCGACAUACGCUACCAUUUUGUGCGUGAGAAGGUGGAAUCAGGUGAAGUCGUUUUGGAGUAUUGCCCGACUCAAGAUAUGCUGGCAGACAUGAUGACCAAGCCGAUCGCCGCUGUACAAUUUGAAAACAUUCGCGAUCGACUUGGGAUCCAUGGUGCCGCAGCUAACGAGUCGAGAGGGAGUGUUGAAAAGACAGCGGCUGUGAAGAAGACACCUCGUCAAGCUGCGUCAAGUGUUGAAGCAAGUGGAAGACCAAGCUUCGCUAUACCGGUGGGUACCGGUAUGUACCAGUAA
Peronospora matthiolae is the source of this 1398-nucleotide messenger RNA. Lineage: Eukaryota; Oomycota; Peronosporomycetes; Peronosporales; Peronosporaceae. The record is from the annotation of a GenBank genome assembly.